Molecule: messenger RNA, 2322 nt
Organism: Ctenocephalides felis (cat flea)
Lineage: Eukaryota; Metazoa; Arthropoda; Insecta; Siphonaptera; Pulicidae
Product: radial spoke head 10 homolog B-like
Exons: 13
Coding region: 88-2322 (744 amino acids)
Source: RefSeq, a predicted model, not a curated record
AACUAGAUAUAGCUUGCCCAAGAUUGUUUUUAGAAAUAUAUUUUAUCGUUUUUUAUAUAAACUUAUCAUAUUGAAUAAUUUAGAUAAAUGAUAAAAUUACAGUUCAAGAAACCUGAGCCAAUUCCAAAUUAUUGUGACACAAGUGUUAAGAGUUCUUCUCUUUCAUCGAGUCGAGAAAGUGGUCAGAAUGGAUCUAAAACUUCAGCAGGCAGCAGAAGAUCAUCAUUAAAAAAGAAGGAAGUAAAAAAUAAAAAAGAUUCCAAACGGACGAGUUUGUCUUCUUACCAAACCAGCUCUGAAAUUUUGAGAACUGAAAGGGAAAUAUUGUCUCAAAACUUGGAAGAUGUUACCUCUCCGCUGGAAACUUUGAUCGAAGAGCCGCUAAAUAACGAUUUAAAAGGCUCUAAUCAAAAUGAUGCACCACAACACGUGUUUCCGGAUUCUCUUGACCAAUCUCAUAUGUCUUCUUUAGAACCUUUACCCGAUUGGAAACCUGUUAUUUCAGAUGAAGAUUGUACGAUCACUUUCAAAAAUGGUGGUAUGUAUAUUGGACGAGUUUCCAGAAAGGGUAUGGAAGGCAAAGGAUUGUACAGAUGGAGCAAUGGAACAAUAUAUCAAGGAGAAUUUUUUGACAAUCUUCCACACGGCUUUGGAUCGUACACUUGGUCUGAUAUGUCUUAUUACGAAGGUCAAGUUUACCAGGGUUUUCGGCACGGAAGUGGAUUUUUUGUGGGACCACCUGCUGAACCAGAUCUACCAAGAAUAUAUAUGUCGGGAACUUGGAAUCUAGGUAAACUAGUAGGAAAAGGCAAUUUGAAACAAGGAAGUCAAUUGUAUGAGGGAACAUUUGAAAAUAGUGUACGCACUGGCAAAGGGAUAAGAUAUUAUGAUCCAAAUUCAGUUUAUGCUGGAGAUUUUAUUAACGGCAUCAGAGAUGGAAAUGGAACUAUGGUCUGGGAGAAUAAUGAUGUAUAUAUAGGAAAUUGGAAAAAUGGAUUGAGGCAUGGCUAUGGCGAGUACAUAUGGGAAGCCUAUUUAUAUCCUGAAAUAUGCUUCUUUAAUCAAAAUUUAUACUAUGGUAAUUGGAAAGAAAAUCUUCGACAUGGAUUUGGAACUUUAACUUUGAUUAAUGGAUGUCUAUAUGACGGAAGUUGGCAUGAUGAUAUCAAACAUGGAACUGGUCUCAUUGUCUGCAAAAAUGGUUUGAUCAUAAAAUCAGAACAAUUAUAUUAUAAAAAUCGCCCUGCAAUGAUCAAAGGCUCUAAGAAUGUAAAUGAAGAUAUAUCUGAAAAUGAUAAUCGUUUGAAGAAGAAAGUUAUUACAAAACCUUCAAAAACGAAAUCAAGACAGUCUUCUCCUUCGACAAAAAGUAAAGCAAAAGGUCAAAAUCAAAAACCUAAAAAGUCUCUUUCAAAGAAACUACUGCAUUCAGAUUAUUCAAAAAUAGAAAGAGCUAUGAUUCAAGAAGUUGAAAAGCAAUUACUUUAUAAUAGAACCUCGUAUUCCGAUAAUGAAUUCAAACCAAGAUCUUUGCCAUUUUAUUUGCCCGACCAUUAUAUCAUCUUAGAAUAUCACUUAAAUCGUUUAAUGCACAACACACCAGAGCAAAGCAAAUUUAAAUCAAACAGAAUAGUAAAUCUGGAUUAUAGCCCCACAACCUCAUUUCAUACCGCACCUUUUUAUGAUAGCCAUUCUAAUAUAUUCAAUUUAAAAAUUGGAGAUUGCAUACAGAAGUCGCCCGAAAUAACUGCUAAAUUAAACAAAGAUAACUUAGAAACAAUUGCUUCAUCGUGUGCAGAUAGAUUUUGCACAUCGGCUGUGAGGGAGUCUGAAGAAUGCAACUUGAGAAAUAUGAUAAUAUACCAUAUGCAUCUAUUGCGCAAAGUUUAUAAUUUCUAUGCUUCUCUUGGGAUAAAUGACAAAUUACCUCUAAACUCGGAGCCAGUUCUAGUGAGACUAUUUUUAUGGCAACUGUUUAGAGAUUGUGGGCUUUCGAAGAGAGGUAUCAAUCUUAUUCAAUUAGAUCGUGAUCUCUCAAUCAAUGUAUCCAGUUGUUUACUUUCUGAUCAUAACCCAUUUGAAAAACUGCAAUUCUUCCAAUUCUUGCAUUGCUUAUUGGAAGCAAGUUGGUGUUUGUAUGGAAAAUAUAUGAACAUACAUAAUUAUAAGGAAGGAGUUUUAGCAGUUGCUUUCGAUACAUUUCUAAUGGAUGAUGUAGCUCCGGCUAUUGAAAAUAGAAAUGGAUAUGCUUUGUUGGAAUUUCGAAACAGAGUUCCAUUGCACACUAUGUAUUCUAUGUAUAAAGACUUGGAGAACCCCUGA